This is a messenger RNA of Hylaeus volcanicus, 1033 nucleotides long. Its product is annotated as venom protease-like. Lineage: Eukaryota; Metazoa; Arthropoda; Insecta; Hymenoptera; Colletidae. The transcript is spliced from 6 exons. The coding region runs from base 97 to 948 and encodes 283 amino acids. The record is from RefSeq and is a predicted model, not a curated record. Gene Ontology annotation, molecular function: serine-type endopeptidase activity. Gene Ontology annotation, biological process: proteolysis.
CCAGCGUCGCGCCGCUCUCGCUGUCAGUUUCGGGGAGUAUUUUAAUAGCUUUACUUCGUUUGUAUUCAUUUGGUCCCAGGACAGCAGCCGUCCGAUAUGUUGGUCAAGUGUUUGGCGUUAAUUGCCAUACUGGUGUACGUGGUACCUGCUCAAGCUGGCGUGGUGAAUCCGAAGGCCUUGCGGCCACCAUCAUGCGGUCGCAGCAUGGUGCCACGUAUCGUACCUUUCGUGAUAGGUGGUGAAAAGUCAAAACCAGGUGACUGGCCGUGGAUGGCCGCGUUGAAAUACACUUUCCCACCAAAAUUCAAGUGCGGAGGUUCCCUGAUAUCAUCGAGGCACGUUAUCACAGCUGCUCACUGUAUAUUAGGGAACGAGCCUGUCAUGGUUCGGAUGGGCGUCGUGGAAUUGGAAAAAGAUGGCAACAGACCUAUCGACGUUGAGGUCGAAGAGAGAAUAGUUCAUCCUGAUUACGAUGUGAAGCAGACCUUGAAUGAUAUCGCCAUUCUCAAACUGAAGGAUGAGGUCACAUUUACUGACUAUCUGCACCCCGUUUGUCUCCCGCUGGACAACUCGCUUAACAGCGAUAGAUUGGACGGUGAAAUGGUUACCGUUGCUGGCUGGGGUAGUGUGUACGUAGGUGGACCAAUGAACAAUGAGCUCAUGCAUGUGAAGCUUCCUGUAGUAAAUAUCGACAAGUGCAAAGAGGAUUAUAAACCCCAUCCACUGCUGGUGGUCAACGAUAAAAUGAUGUGCGCUGGAUUGGAGAAGGGAGGAAAAGACUCUUGCCAGGGUGAUAGCGGAGGACCUCUGAUGUACACCAAUGACACAGAUUACUAUGUGGUCGGCGUUGUUAGUUUCGGGUGGGAAUGCGCUGACCCCAACUAUCCAGGUGUCUACACCAGAGUUGCAGAUCAUCUGGACUUCAUUAAUACGUCGAUGGAAAAAUGAUCGAUGAAGCUCGAAUCGUUUUUAUAAAGUUAGUUCAUACGACAGAUUGUUUCGAACGAUGAAAAUAAAUAAAAUCUGGAAAGGA